This is a messenger RNA of Ailuropoda melanoleuca (giant panda), 1995 nucleotides long. RefSeq names its product dynein axonemal intermediate chain 2 (gene DNAI2). Gene Ontology annotation, molecular function: dynein heavy chain binding; dynein light chain binding. Gene Ontology annotation, cellular component: outer dynein arm. Lineage: Eukaryota; Metazoa; Chordata; Mammalia; Carnivora; Ursidae. The record is from RefSeq and is a predicted model, not a curated record. Gene Ontology annotation, biological process: cilium movement; outer dynein arm assembly. The coding region runs from base 149 to 1957 and encodes 602 amino acids. The transcript is spliced from 13 exons.
GAAGCGCUGGGGGUAGGGGCCUGGACUCAGGUGCUUCCCUUGCGGCCCGGCGGUGGUGACAGGAGAGAACCGAGGGUAAGGGCGCGGGCCGGGAGGAGUCGGAGGCUGAAGAGGAGAGGAGAGUGAAGCCGCCGAGGCCACCGGGACCAUGGAGAUCGUGUACGUGUACGUCAAGAAGCGAAGCGAGUUCGGGAAGCAAUGCAACUUCUCGGACCGCCAGGCCGAGCUGAACAUCGACAUCCCGCCCAACCCUGAGCUGGCCGAGCAGUUUGUGGAGCGGAACCCAGUGGACACGGGCAUCCAGUGCUCCACCAGCAUGUCAGAACACGAGGCCAACACGGAACGGUUUGAGAUGGAGACCCGGGGGAUUAAUCAUGUUGAGGGGGGCUGGCCCAAGGAUGUGAACCCCCUGGAGCUGGAGCAGACGAUCCGGUUCCGCAAGAAGGUGGAGAAGGACGAGAACUACAUCAAUGCCAUCAUGCAGCUCGGCUCGAUCAUGGAGCACUGCAUCAAACAGAAUAAUGCCAUUGACAUCUACCAGGAGUAUUUUGACGACGAAGAUGUGGUGGAGGUGAUGGAGGAGGCCCCUUCAGCUAAAACCAUCAACGUUUUCAGGGAUCCCCAGGAGAUCAAGCGGUCAGCCACACAUCUCUCCUGGCACCCCGAUGGCAACAGAAAGUUGGCCGUGGCAUAUUCUUGCUUGAAUUUUCAACGGGCACCUGAGGGCAUGAGCCACGAGUCGUACAUCUGGGACCUGGAAAACCCCAACAAGCCUGAAAUUGUCCUGAAGCCGUCCUCUCCUCUUGUCACCUUGGAGUACAACCCCAAGGAUUCCCACGUGCUUCUGGGAGGCUGCUACAACGGGCAGCUCGCCUGUUGGGACACUCGGAAGGGCAGCCUAGUGGCGGAGCUGUCCACCCUUGAGUUCAGCCAUCGAGACCCUGUGUAUGGCUCCAUCUGGCUGCAGUCGAAGACAGGCACUGAGUGCUUCUCGGCAUCCACAGACGGGCAGGUCAUGUGGUGGGAUAUCCGAAAGAUGAGCGAACCCACCGAGGUGAUGAUCCUGGACAUUUCCAGAAAGGAGCAGUUGGAGAGCGCCCUGGGGGCCAUCUCCCUGGAGUUCGAGUCUACUUUGCCAACCAAGUUCAUGGUGGGCACCGAGCAGGGCAUUGUCAUCUCCUGCAACCGCAAGGCCAAGACGCCAGCCGAGAAGAUCGUGUGCACCUUCUCGGGCCACCAUGGCCCCAUCUACGCCCUGCAGAGAAAUCCGUUCUACCCGAAGAACUUCCUGACCGUCGGCGACUGGACCGCCCGCAUCUGGUCAGAGGACAGCCGGGAGUCGUCCAUCAUGUGGACCAAGUACCACAUGGCUUACCUCACCGACGGCGCCUGGAGCCCAGUGAGGCCGGCGGUUUUCUUCACCACCAAAAUGGACGGGACCCUGGACAUCUGGGACUUUGUGUUCAAGCAAUGUGACCCUGCCCUCAGCCUAAAGGUGUGUGACGAGGCCCUGUUCUGCCUCCGGGUGCAGGACAACGGGUGUUUCAUCGCCUGCGGCUCUCAGCUGGGGACCGCCACGCUGCUGGAAGUCUCCACUGGGCUGUGCACGCUCCAGAGGAACGAGAAGAACGCGGCUUCUUCCAUAUUUGAGCGGGAGACCCGACGGGAAAAGAUUCUGGAGGCCAGGCACCGGGAGAUGCGGCUGAAGGAGAAGGGCAAGGCGGAGGGCAAGGACGAUGACCAGAGGGAGGAGGAGACUGCCCUCAACCUGGAGCAGCUGGUCGCCAAGGCCGAGGAGGAGUUCUUUGACUUCAUCUUCUCAGAGCUGAAGAAGAAGGAGGCGGAAGCCAUGAAGAAGAAGCCGAAGCCUAAACACCAGGCUCUGGAGGAAGAUGAGGAGGCGGAAGGAGAGGACCAAGGGGAGGAAGAAGGGGAGCGUGCCGAGACUCCUAUCUAGAAAGGUCAGGUCGGCCUUGCCCGCGGCCCCACUCGCUC